AUGGGUAAGCGGAAGUCUGGUGCGUCCAGCACCUUUCCCGAGACCAUCGCCCAGCAGCCGGCCCAGCUGCGGUCAGCCGCGGGUCCCUAUGCCGUCUACUUCCCAUCGGGCUACGACCCGGCGACUGGCGUCAAGUGGGAAACAUACACACAUGCCAAGAAGCGACAUAGCCUGAUUGUGGGGCGCCCGGAUAGCGUCGACUUCGUGGGCGGGAGCAUGGGUGGAGAGCACAGCACCGCCCCUCCCUGCAGGUACGCGCUGGGCGUGUUCGACCGUGCCAGCGGCGCCCUGACCCUGGCACCCCUGGCGCACGACCGCCUGCUGCGGCUGGAGCCGCGGGUGUGCGGCGUGGACUACGGCCCCUCCGAAGCCCUGAACUCGUCGGUGGAGGGGUUGGAGGAGCGCAAGGCCGCCACCCUCCGCCUGGUGGGCCAGCUGGGCAGCCAGCGGCGGCAGCGGCAGCUGCUGGCGCGGGAGGCGGCGCGCGUCGACCCCCGCGCCACGGUGUCCAGCCCCGAGGCACUGCGCGGGCAGGUGGCGCGCGGAGCGGCCUCGCCCUCCAAGGAGGACCUGGUGGCGGCGGCCAUUGCCGGGCGGGCGCUGCCCCCGCAUGACCCUGGCGCGACCACCGCGCCGCGGGCCUACCCCACGCGCGGCCUGGUCUGGGACGCGCUCUGGGACGCGCUGCCGGCGCCGGGGCAGCGCGACCUCAUGCUCAGCUGGAUGGUGGCCGCCGCGCUGCGCGCCGAGCCGUCGGCCUCGCUGGACGGCGCGGAGGCGGAGGCGCUGGCGGCCACGCUGCAGCUGCGCCUGGCGGCGCUGGCGGAGCGCUGUCGCGAGCUGGGCGCCACCACCAGCACGACGGGGGCGCACGGCGCGAAGAAGACCAGGGUGACCCUGCUGCCGCCCAGCGCGGAGGCACGCACCCUGGCAUCCUACUUCCCGGGGCUCAAAAUGGAGAAGAAGCGGGCGGGGAGGGGGUGA
Auxenochlorella protothecoides is the source of this 984-nucleotide messenger RNA. RefSeq lists its product as hypothetical. NCBI's taxonomy places the organism in Eukaryota, Viridiplantae, Chlorophyta, Trebouxiophyceae, Chlorellales, Chlorellaceae. Gene Ontology annotation, biological process: RNA polymerase I preinitiation complex assembly; nucleolar large rRNA transcription by RNA polymerase I; transcription elongation by RNA polymerase I. Gene Ontology annotation, cellular component: RNA polymerase I complex. The record is from RefSeq and is a predicted model, not a curated record. The coding region runs from base 1 to 984 and encodes 327 amino acids. The transcript is spliced from 4 exons. Gene Ontology annotation, molecular function: DNA binding.